GAUAUCAAUAUUCAAUGCAUAAAAUACUGCUACUGCGACUGUAUUCACACGUCCCAAGAUCACACACUUUUUUAUUCUUUGAUUCAUUCAUUCAUUCAUGUGAAACUUUUCGGUGAAUGGAUCCAUUUCAGCAUCCUAUGCCUAUUUCCUUGUCGUUACUGAGACCAUAUUCACACAUGACAACAGCAACACACACUUUCACAAAGUAACAACUUGACCUUACUGCACCAGAUACAAAUAAUCAAUCUCUGAUUUCAUCUCUUUCGAUCCAAUCUCCAUCCAUAUCAUGGCGGCGGCGGUUGUUGGUGAAGCUUUUUUGUCUGCUUUCAUUGAAGUUGUCCUUGACAAGCUUUCUUCUCCUGAGGUUGUUGACUUGAUCCGUGGGAAGAAAGUUGCCGUCAAUUUGAUCCAAAGGUUGAAGAACACUCUUUAUGCUGUUGAAGCUGUGCUUAAUGAUACUGAACAGAAACAGUUCAAAGACUCUGCUGUUAACAAAUGGCUUGAUGAUCUCAAAGAUGCUGUUUAUUUUGCUGAUGAUCUUCUCGACCACAUUUCUACCAAAGCUGCUACUCAGAAGAACAAGCAGGUGAGCACCGCUGUUAACUACUUCUCUAGCUUUUUCAACUUUGAAGAACGGGAUAUGGUUUGUAAGUUGGAAGAUAUAGUUGCUAAACUUGAAUACAUUCUCAAGUUCAAAGAUAUUCUUGGUCUUCAACAUAUUGCAACUCACCACCACUCUUCUUGGAGAACUCCAUCCACCUCUCUAGAUGCCGGCGAAUCUAACUUAUUUGGUAGGGAUCAAGACAAAAUGGCCAUGCUCAAGUUACUGUUAGAUGAUGAUCAUGUUGAUGAUAAGACUCGUGUGAGUGUGAUCCCCAUAGUUGGCAUGGGUGGUGUGGGAAAAACUACUUUAGCCCAAUCUGUGUACAACCAUGACAAUAUAAAGCAAAAAUUUGAUGUUCAAGCAUGGGCAUGUGUUUCUGAUCAUUUCAAUGAACUCAAGGUUACAAAGGCAAUCAUGGAGGCAAUUACUAGAAGUGCAUGUCAUAUAAAUAAUAUAGAGUUGCUUCAUCUAGAUUUGAAGGAAAAACUGGCUGGAAAGAAGUUCUUAAUUGUUUUGGAUGAUGUUUGGACCGAGGAUUAUGACGCUUGGAAUUCACUUUUAAGACCUCUUCAUGAUGGCACCAGGGGAAGUAAAAUUCUUGUAACAACCCGAAGUAAAAAAGUUGCUUGUAUGGUACAAACUUUUCAAGGUUACUCUCUUGAGCAAUUGUCUGAUGAAGAUUGUUGGUCAGUGUUUGGAAAUCAUGCAUGCCUUUCUCCAAAAGAAUACACUGAGAAUAUGGAUCUUCAAAUAAUUGGCAAAGAGAUUGCUAGAAAAUGUAAGGGAUUGCCUUUAGCAGCACAAUCACUUGGGGGCUUGUUGCGAAGUAAACGGGACAUCAAUGACUGGAAUAAUAUACUAAAUAGUAACAUUUGGGAAAAUGAGAGUAAUAUCAUUCCAGCACUCCGAAUUAGUUAUCAUUAUCUCUCUCCCUAUUUGAAACGCUGCUUUGUUUAUUGUUCCUUGUAUCCUAAAGAUUACACAUUUCGUAAAGACAAUUUGAUCUUGUUAUGGAUGGCCGAAGAUCUUUUAAAGUCUCCUAAAAAUGGGAAGACUUUAGAAGAAGUUGGUAAUGAAUAUUUUAAUGACUUAGUUUCAAGGUCAUUUUUUCAAUGUUCAGGAAGUGAGAACAAGAGUUUUGUUAUGCAUGACCUGGUGCAUGAUUUGGCCACAUUGCUUGGUGGAGAAUUCUAUUACAGAGUAGAAGAACUCGGAAAUGAAACAAAUAUUGGUACCAAGACUCGACAUUUAUCAUUUACCACGUUCAUUGAUCCAAUCUUGGGAAACUAUGAUAUUUUUGGCCGAGCAAAACAUCUUCGGACAUUUUUGACAACCAAUUUUUUCUGUCCUCCAUUCAACAACGAAAUGGCAUCAUGCAUCAUUUUGUCAAAUUUGAAGUGCUUGAGAGUCUUGUCAUUUUCCCACUUUUCACAUUUUGAUGCAUUGCCCGAUUCAAUAGGUGAACUUAUCCAUUUACGUUAUUUGGAUAUCUCUUACACAGCUAUAAAGACGUUACCAGAGUCAUUGUGUAAUUUGUACAAUCUACAAACGUUGAAGUUGUGUUAUUGUUAUCGUCUAAGCAGGCUUCCCAAUGAUGUGCAAAAUCUUGUGAAUCUGCGCCAUCUUAGUUUCAUUGGAACUAGUUUAGAAGAGAUGACCAAAGAAAUGAGAAAAUUAAAAAAUUUGCAACAUCUGAGUUCCUUUGUUGUGGGCAAGCAUCAAGAGAAAGGGAUCAAGGAAUUGGGAGCACUUUCAAAUCUUCAUGGAUCACUAUCCAUUACGAAAUUAGAGAAUAUUACAAACAACUUUGAAGCCUCAGAGGCAAAGAUAAUGGAUAAGAAGUACCUUGAGAGAUUAUUAUUGUCAUGGUCUCAAGAUGUAAAUGAUCAUUUUACAGAUUCGCAAAGUGAGAUGGAUAUACUUGGCAAGUUACAACCCGUCAAGUACUUGAAAAUGCUUGAUAUAAAUGGAUAUAUUGGCACAAGAUUUCCAAAAUGGGUUGGAGAUCCUUCUUACCACAAUUUAACUGAAUUAUAUGUGUCUGGUUGUCCAAAUUGUUGUAUUCUUCCACCCCUUGGACUAUUACAUUCUCUCAAGGAUUUGAAAAUCGGCAAAAUGAGUAUGCUUGAGACUAUUGGAUCUGAAUAUGGUGAUUCAUUUUCCGGGACAAUUUUUCCCUCCCUUGAAAGUUUGAAGUUUUUUGACAUGCCAUGUUGGAAAAUGUGGCAUCAUUCCCAUAAAUCAGAUGAUUCUUUUCCUGUACUUAAAUCUCUUGAGAUUCGUGAUUGUCCAAGAUUGCAGGGAGAUUUUCCACCUCAUCUUUCCGUUUUGGAAAAUGUUUGGAUUGACCGAUGCAACCUGCUUGGUUCUUCUUUCCCAAGGGCUCCUUGCAUCCGCAGUUUAAACAUACUUGAAAGUAAAGUAUCCUUGCAUGAGCUAUCCCUUUCAUUGGAAGUUUUAACUAUUCAAGGAAGGGAGGCAACAAAGUCUGUCUUGGAAGUCAUUGCCAUCACCCCAUUAAUUUCUCUUAAAAAAUUAGAUAUCAAGGAUUGUUGGUCUUUGAUUUCGUUUCCCGGAGACUUUUUACCCUUAUCAUCCUUAGUGAGUUUGUACAUUGUAAAUUCUAGAAAUGUAGAUUUCCCAAAGCAAAGCCAUCUGCAUGAGUCACUGACGUAUCUUCAUAUAGAUAGUUGUGAUUCUCUCAGAACCCUCUCACUGGAGAGCCUUCCGAACCUCUGUCUUCUCCAAAUCAAGAACUGUGAAAACAUUGAAUGCAUUUCCGCUUCAAAGUCUCUUCAAAAUCUCUAUCUUAUUACAAUUGACAACUGCCCCAAAUUUGUAUCAUUCGGAAGAGAAGGAUUGUCUGCGCCCAACUUGAAAUCAUUGUAUGUUUCUGACUGCGUUAAAUUGAAGUCAUUACCUUGUCAUGUAAAUACUCUUCUCCCAAAGCUAAACAAUGUGCAAAUGUCGAAUUGCCCAAAGAUUGAGACGUUUCCAGAAGAGGGUAUGCCGCAUAGCUUGAGAUCACUUCUUGUUGGGAAUUGCGAGAAAUUAUUAAGGAACCCAUCUCUAACUUUGAUGGACAUGCUUACCCGACUUACAAUUGAUGGUCCAUGUGAUGGUGUUGAUUCCUUUCCGAAGAAGGGUUUUGCGUUGCUUCCUCCCUCCAUUACCUCCCUUGCUCUAUGGUCUUUUUCAAGCCUGCACACAUUGGAGUGCAUGGGGCUUCUCCACCUCACGUCCCUCGAGAAAUUAACAAUUGAGUACUGCCCCAAGCUGGAGACUCUGGAAGGAGAAAGGUUGCCUGCUUCUCUAAUCGAACUUCAAAUCGCUAGAUGUCCUCUGUUGGAAGAACGGUGCCGCAUGAAACACCCACAAAUUUGGCCCAAAAUAUCCCAUAUCCGAGGCAUUAAGGUUGAUGGAAAAUGGAUUUAGCCAACUUGAGCUUGGAUUUUCAACAGGUAAAGAUUAUCCGAGCAAGGUGUCAUUAUUUUUGUGGGCAAAGGAUAUAGUUAAUCACGAUGAAAUGGCUGAUCUUAAAAAUAUAUAUAUUUUUCUUACAGAUAUUGAAGCAGUUAACUUGGUGUAGAUUAUGCUAGGAAUAUCAAUCAUUCUUGCUUUGGUUUGGUUUGGACAAUUAUGUAAUGCAUAAUUUAUCUGGCAUAGUCUCCAUUAUAUGCAUGGCUGGCUUCUCCUCAGGUUCUUGACUUCAUCCAUGGGAAAAAAGUUUACAUCAAUUUGGUUCAAAGGUUGAAUAACACUCUUUAUGCUGUGGAAGCUGUGCUGAAUGAUGUGGAGCAGAAACAGUUCAAAGACUCUGCUAUUAAGAAAUGGCUCGAUGAUCUCAAAGACGCUGUCUAUGUUGCUGAUGACCUUUUCGACCACAUUUGUACCAAAGCUGCUACUCGGAAGAACAAGGAGGUGAGUACUACUAACUACUUCUCUCCAUUUUUCAAUUUUGAAGAAAGGGAUAUGGUUUAUAAGUUGGAAGACAUAGUUGCUAGACUUGAAUACAUUCUGAAAAUCAAUAAUAUUCUUGGUCUUCAACAUAUUGCAACUCACCCCUCUUGUUGGAGAAAUUCAUCAACUUCUCCAGUGGCAUUUAAUUAACCGCAUGUAUAAACUAAAACUAGAAUUUGACGCUUUGCGCGGAUUUAAUUUUAAUUUCUAGUUUUUAUAUGAUAAAUCUAGAUAAAUUAUACUUUUUUUUUUUGCUAACCACUGUAGUUAUGGUCUUUCACCAGUCUGAGGUAUGUAUCUCGAUGGUUUAGGCUUGUUCAGUCUGCAAUAUUACUAAUCAUAGCAAAACAUCUAUUUUUUAUAGAGUUGGACUACCUCAGAAAUUCAUAUUCUAUUCCUCACAAAUGGGUAACUACUUUUAAUGUCUAAGUUAACAUGUUCUUAACUUAAACUUACCAUUAUCUAUUUUACCAAUUUUAUUUAUGAAGUGGUCUAUAUGUUUGGAAAGUUUCGGUGGUAAUAUUAGCUUAACAAAAAUGCAAAUAGCAGAUGAUUGUAGGUGUUUGCAUAUUUCUAAGGAUAGUUCAAAGUAUAGCACUUUGUUUUUUUGAAUAAAGUAUAGUACUUUGUUGUUUGUUUGAUGAUAGAAUUAGUAAAAUAAAUGGUAAAGGAGCAAAAAUAAAAUGUGUCAUUCUUUAAAACCGUAGAUUUAGUAUCUGAAUCAGACUUGCUUGCUUCUUAGACAUUGCACAAGUUUAAUCAUUGAGCGUAGUAUGGCAAUUUAAAUAUAGAAGUUUUUUUUUUUUUUUUGAAGGAACUAAAUAUAGAAGAUUACUAACCAAUAUAUUUGGAAAUCUUAAAAGAAAAAAAUAUAUAACCUGUCAUACCAAAAAAAUAUUCACUAUAAUGCAAUCUACGGAAUGAACAUUGAACCUCUGUGAACUUGGUGUUGAGCAAGCCUUCAAAACAGAUGGCUUCAGCAGGGGAACAUACAUGACAUGAAAAUUAGCCACGUAUUUGGCUGGUAGUUCAUACAUUCCUGUAAAAUUGGUUCAGUGCAAAAAUUAUUUGUAGAAUGAAAUCAGAAUUUCAAAAUUAAUGUCUAUUAAAGUAAAACCAAUCCAUGAACAAUUUUCAAGUAGAAGCGUAGUUGCCUAAGAAUAAUAAUUUCCAAGAAAAUCAACAAACAUGCAUAAAUAGUAGUUGGAUUAUACUCAAUUUUAGUAAUGUUUCUCCAUUUUCAAUACAACACAAUGAUUACAUUCUCUCUUAUGCUCCUUUUUACUGCAACAAACCAUUCCAUGACAAAAGAAAAAACUUGCUAAAUAAAUAUCGCGCAAAGUGGUUUUGAAAGAAAUACAUCAAUGUUGGUGUUGGAAAUAUCACAGUUGGAAACCUAACUGUGACUGAAACGUUAGCCCGUAAGUUCAACAUCUCAACAUUGUCUGCAAUAAAUUCCUUUAUUUUGAAUUAAACAAACAAACGACCAACCUAACUUUUCGAGCAUUAAAUUACAACUGCGUUGAGCUGGAGAGUAGCGUGAAGAAAAUUAUUAUCUCAACUGUGUCAAUAGAAGCAAAUCAGAGAUGGUGGGUGAGUUGGGGAGGAUGAUUCUGAGUGUAGAAAAUGAGUAUCUGUGUUAAAGUUUGAUUAGAUAUUAGCUUAAGACAAUUACUUGUGUAACAAGUAAUUGCAGAGUCUAGUAACUAACUAACUCUUUUGACAGUUAUGGAAGUUACAAUAGUUAGUUAUAGUUAAACAACUAACUAUAGUUAAGCUUGUGAGGUACAUAGCAUAGUAUAAAUAAGUGUAUCUCAGUAUUGUAAAGACUAAGAUUUGUGAAUAGAAUUCUCUACAUUUCAAUGCUUUGUUUCCAAGUUCAUAGAAAAUUUUCCUCUCUUUUCCAUUCUAUAGAGAUUCAAUCUUAUAUUUUCACAAUCUGAUCUGCAGACUGAUAAGAGAGUAACGAACCUAAAGCAUGAAUGACGUAAGAGUAAAUGAUUUUCAGUUGGUGAAUUAGUAGGAGUAAAUGGUAGAUAUAAUAAGUGGCAAUUUUCUUAUUAAGAGGCUUUGAAGGUUGUCUGACAGAUAAAACGUUUUUGUUGGCUCGUGUAACUGAUAAAAUUUUAAUGAAGGUUGCCUGAUGAAUAUAGAGACUAGCUCACUUUUCAUUAUUUAGUUUGGUGUGCUUUUUUCAUUGGCAUUAGACACUUAACUUUGUAACUUUGUUGAGUGAUUCUCUCUGCACACCUUGUGCGAGUAGAAUCUCUCUUGGUGUUUAAUAUAAUCUCAUUUUGAUUUCUUCAAAAAAAAAAAGAGAUGAAUGUAUUUUAUUGGUAAA
Molecule: messenger RNA, 6905 nt
Organism: Medicago truncatula (barrel medic)
Lineage: Eukaryota; Viridiplantae; Streptophyta; Magnoliopsida; Fabales; Fabaceae
Product: putative disease resistance protein At3g14460
Exons: 3
Coding region: 287-4039 (1250 amino acids)
Molecular function (GO): ADP binding
Source: RefSeq, a predicted model, not a curated record